GUUUAUUAUCAAGCAUGUGUUAAACCCACAGAGCUCAAACAUGAUCUGCUUUGAGGUUCUUUCUAAUAAACGUGUUGUCACAAACCAUAAAACGUGGACCUGUAACUAACCCUUCAAAGAAAACAUUGUCCGUGUUUGUGUUUUAUGAGAAAUUAGCGCUAUCCUGUACUGUCAGAUUCUCAUGUAGCGCUUGACCGUUACCGGCGUGUCCUCUUUUGUAUCUCCAUGGAAACAAACACAGCAUACUGGCAAUGCUGCUUUCUAGCCAAGCUAACACCUCCUCGCUAACGCGUCCAUACACUGGGGAUACACUGAGGAUAAAGUUUGUAAGAAGCUAGCAACGUGAUUAUUUCAUGUUAUUAAAAUAUUCGGUCAAUGACAGCGAACACGCUCGUGCAGCAGUUAAUCAGCGACCUAACUAGAUUAGUUAAACGCGCUAGCUAAGUUAGUUCAGCAGUUCAGCUAGCUCAUGAAGUGACUAUCUAAAACUAGAACAGUUAUCUAAACUAAACUAAAGCACAACGACGCGACUGACUUACGACAUUCUAUGUUAGCAUAGUGAAUAUUCAUAGCGGAAACAGCACACUGAAGUGGACUAUGUUGUGAAAGCGAGCUCAUUUGGAUAGCUAGCUAGCUAACGAUACUACACCGAGACCUAGCAACCAUUCUGCUGUUUUAACUGGCCAACAUGAAGCGGAUAAGAGGUUCACACAGAGCCUCGUCUGUGGAGAGACUGAAAGUUUCCAGUAGACUGUUGAGUUCAGCAGCAGCAGCAGCAGUUUCUUCUUCUUCUCCUCCUCCUCCUGGCCACAGCCUGAGUCUCACAGCAGCGAAUGAAGUUGCAGCUGAACUCAGUGAUGACGAUGAAACAAAAUGCACAGGAACACGGUACAUCACAGAAGACUUAAUUAAGAAGUUGACCAAGCAAGAUAAUUUAUCUCUUGUGCGCUCCUUGAAUCUGUCCACUACUCAUGGAGAUAAAACCUUCAGGUACAUCGAGAACUUGGACAAGUGUGACCGUCUUCAAGUUCUCAGUCUUAGUAACAACAUCAUUGAAAAAAUGGAGAAAUUGGAGAGGCUUCAUCAGUUGCGAGAGCUGCACCUUUCCAAUAACAGAAUAAGGAAAAUAGAAGGCCUCGAGCAGAUGGCAAAUCUACAGAUUCUGAAUCUGGCCAACAACAGCAUUGAACAAGUUCCGCUGUGGGUUGGGAAAAAGCUCCGAUCCCUUCAGAAGCUAAACCUUCAGAAAAACAAGAUCUUUUCACUUCAUGAGCUCGCCAAAUUGAAGCUUCUAAAAAGUCUAACUGAGCUGAUGUUAGCAGAGAACCCUGUCUCUGACCUUCCCCACUACCGCCUCUUCUUAGUCUUCCACCUGAGAUCACUGGACGUUCUGGAUGGGCAGCCAAUCAGCGAGCAGGAGAGAGAAAAAGCAGAUCAGCGCUUUCACACUGAGGAGGUGGAACGUUUGGAGCAAGAGCUGGAAGAAAAAGGAGCAGAGAUAGAGCGACUGCAGGAGGAGAAAGCUGUAGCAUUAAAGGAGUUGGAACAUCAAGAGAAGCUCCAGCAGAGCCUGAGGCAGCAAAGCCAGGAACAACAGUGGCAACAGGAACAGCUUGAAAUGGAGCUGGACACCAAGUCCGAACUGCCAAUUUCCUCUUCACUUCUUACUACUUUCUCUAGAGAUCUUUCAGCUACAUUAAAGUUUCUGUUAGAUCAAUCAUCAACCAGUUCCCGAAGUCCUAGUGACCUGAAAUGUCAUGACUUUCUCCUGUGCCACCAGCUAAAACAGAAGACCACAGAGCUGACCUGGGCCUGCCAGAAGCAGUAUGAGCUUGAGCAAGAGCUGGCUUUUCAUAAGAUAGAUGCUAAGUUUGAUCCACUUCCAUUUUAUCCUAACCAUGACCAGGAGGGGGAUGUGCUGGGUGAGAGUCCGUACAUUGGAAAAGCCCGUCACAAAAGGAACACAUUUCCAUCGGACAGCAUAGAUACAGCGGACAGGCAUCUGGCCACAGGGGGUCUUGUGCAUACAGACAGAUUAGAGGAGGAUGAGUCUAGGCAGGACUUGGCAAGAGCAGAGGCGCGGCUACAGCAGCUGCAUACGGAGAUGGAGUAUAAAGAGCGACAGAUCCUGAGAGCCAGCGAGGAGCUGCAACAACUAGAAGAGGCAGCAUCUCAAAAACGAAUUUCAGAAGCAGAGAAAGACCAUCUUAGACAGGAGCUACACAUGAAGAUCCAGAAGCUGUAUGAGAUGCGGCAGGAGGCAGAGACCCUGGAGAAGCAGCUGGACAGGCAGAGUUCUGAGCUCAGUGAGGCUCAAGGGGAGCUGGACCAGCUCCAGAGCUUAAUGCACACUUUGAAGCCAGAAGACCUCAGACACGUUCAUGUGAAGGCUCAGUUGGCCAGUAAGAGUCAGCUGUUGUUAAUCAUGAGUAAGAAACAGCACGAGUUGGAAGGACGGCUAGAUGACAUGCUCAGUCGCAUUGCGAAGGAGACACAAGAGAUCAAAGAUCUAGAACAAGAGCUUACUGAGGGUCAGAUAGCAGCUAAUGAAGCAUUGAAGAAGGAUCUAGAGGGCAUAAUUUCCGGACUACAGGACUACCUGCAUGGAGUGAAGGAUCAGGCUCGACAGGCCCAGUCUGACUGUAUGCGCCUGCAGAAGGAGAAAGACACUCUCCAGCAGCUCCUCUGGGAAAAAGAUCAACAGCUCAGCCAACUGCAGCAAGUAGCCCAGAUCUGUGAAAACACAAAGGAGGAGUUGUUGCAGCACCAAGAAGAGUUGCAGGCUCUGCGGAGGGAGAACGUAGAACUGAGGGAGGCUCAAGGUCAGGUCAGUGACUAUGAAGCUGAAUUGGAGGCUCAACUGCAAGAGAGAGACUCUGAGGCCAGCCAUCUGAAGGAGGAGCUGAAUCGAGUGCAUCUGCUCAGUCAGCUGGAGCAAUCUGCACUGCAAGCGGAACUGCAGAAGGAGAGACAGGCUAAGGAGAACGCACUGGCUCAGCUGCAGCUAGCUGCAGAGAGAGAGCUGGAGAACACUGAACUCCUGCAACAACUCGACACUCUGCAGAGGGAGAAAAGUAAUCUAAUGGAGAAGGUCAAAGUCUUACAAAAAGACUUGCAGCAGAUCAAGAGGGAGCUGCUGUGCCCAAAACAAGUGGCCAAGAGUUUGCAGGGGCUGAAGAGAAUCAUUGCCACAGGAUCAGGGGAGCUAAGCAGAGUGAAUGGUGAUGGAGGUGUGCUGAGUGAAAGCUUGGCUGAACUGCAGGAAGAGCUGCAUCGCACAGUUUCUGCUGCUUUGAGAGACCGAGAUGAGGCCCAGAGUGCUCAGGAUAGGCUGGCACGUGAGCGGAACAUUCUUAGAAACAGGCUUACACACUAUCAGCAGAAAUACCAGAGUGCAUAUGAAGAGGCUGAACAGGCCAGGGCAGCAGAGAGGCUUGAGGAGGAGGCUGAGCUGCUCCAGAUGAGGGCAGAGCUGCAGGAGGCACAGGAGCAGCAGUACCUGACACUGCAGCAUCUGCAAGAAGCCAAGAGUGAGAGAGAUCGUCUACUGUUGGAGAAGCAAGACAAACAGGUAAAGGCUGAGGAGACACUAACACAAGAACAGCUACAGUCCUUGGAGCUGGAGUUAAGAGAGCUUAGGAGAUCCUUCACUAUGGCUGAUCAACUGACUGCCGAGCAGCUGAACGCUACCACGGACCAGCUUCGCUCGCUCCACAGCACAGUUCAGAGAAUCAGUGAGGAAAGAGCAGAGGAUGCAGAGGAGCUAGAAGAAUCCAGGAUGCAGGCUGCUCAAGCCAUGCAAGAUCUAACAAAGGCAGAGGAAGAAAUACAGGUUCUGCAGAAGCUGCUUCAAGACGGGGUUCAUCUAUCAGACACAGAUAGCCUCAGUGCCCCACACCCCAGUAUUCAACAGCAGGAGUUAGCCAGAAUGAAUCGAGUUUUGAAAAGGCAGCAGGUUCAGACCAAACGGCUUCGAGAUCAGCUGGCUCAGGCGCUAGAAGAUAACAGUGGAAACCUGGAGGAGCUGAUUGAGGAAAUAGAAACCCUUAGAGAUAGUCUGCUGCAGCAGAGCAGUUACCUGUCCAGGUUUGGGCAUACUCCACACAGCGGAGGAUGCUGGUACUAUGUACCAGUAGACCAAAAUCACCCCAGUCUUGGUUCUCAGGCUACACAGGACUCUGGCCUAGGUUCUCAGUAUGUCCCAUCACCUGACAGAGGCAAACAUAUUAGAAGCCAGCAGCACAAAGAGAGAAGACCCUCCUCCAGCUCAGGAUACUGGGUUUAUUCCCCCCACCCACAUGACCAACACACUUAUGGGAAAAGAGAGUCUUCAUACAGAAACAGCGAUGGUGAGAGUGACGAGAAUGGUGUUGGAGAAACUAAUUUCACCCCCCCACCUGGCUCAAUUAUCUACACCAUGCCCCCUGAUGGCAUCCAUCUUCCCCCAGGCAUGGUUAUCUAUGCCCCUCCUGUACCAGGCCUGGCCAUAGGCCCUGGUGCAGUGUUUUAUGGCCCUCCACCUGAAGGGCUCAGGCUGGUUUAUGGUCCUCCUCCCAGUGGUCUACAUAUCCCUCUAAUUCCUAAUGGCACUCUACACUGCAAUGUGCCUGGCCAUCAGGAUAUGACACACUGUUCAAGAGUGGCAGACCAUUCUUUAAGGGGGCAGCAGUCCGAUAGAGUGGCAAGUGAGCGGGAACUGCUCAGGUUGGAGGAGCAGAGAUCAGAGUUGCAGAUAGAGCUUAAAGAGCUGCGGGAAGCUGUGAGCCGACUUCAGCGCCACAAGAGACUGUUGGAGAGUUCAGUGAACCGUGCAGAAGAGGACUCUGUAAAGGAUGAGGUGGAAAGUCUGCAGAGAACUGUUAUCAAAUGCAGGACUGAGCUACAAGAGGUAGAGCGCCUGCUGUCAGAGGCUGAAGCGGACCUGAAAGAUACCAGAGCAAAGACCAAAGACACUCUGCAGCGCUACAGUGAAGCUGAGAGCCAGUUAAAAGAGACAGAAUGUGAGCUCGAGGAGAUUAAACAGCGAAACCAGGAUAGCACCAGACAACUAGUACACACCAAACAACAGCUCCGGGACCUUCAGGAAGAGGUAAAGGAUCAACAAAGACGUAAGCAGGAUCAGGAGAACACACUACAACAGGUGGAAAAAGUGAUUGCAGCUCGAGAUGCAGAGUUUCAAGAAGUCAACAGAAAUCUGAAGAGAGUAACCAAUAAAAUGGAGGACAUGCAGAAAGAGCUGAGAGAGAGACAGAGCCAGGAAGCAAAUCUUUUUAUGGGCUGCAGGAACUCUGAGGAUAUUCUACACACUCGCAGAACAGAGUUAGAGCAUCUAAACACCCAGGUGCUCCAGCAGAAGGAACAGCUGUCUUUGUUGGGGCGGAAGCUAGAGCAGUGGCGGGAAGAGGAGGACAUUGUGAGGGCGAAUGUGGAAAAGCACAGGCAGAGCCUGGUGGAGGUGCUGAGGCAGGGAGAAGUGGACGCACACAGUCUGCAGCAACACAUUAAGGAACUGCGUGUGGAUGUGCAGUCUCUAGCUGUGCAGAAGGGGGAACUGGAUUCCCAGCUCUCAGAGAGGAGACGGAGACUGGCUAAGUAUAAAAAGGAGGAGAAGAAAGUUCAAGAGAAAGUGCAGAACCAGCGUGCAUUCUUCAACAAGCACAAAGCAGAGCUGAAGCAUGUCCUGGACAUGAUCCAAUUGGAGAAUGUAGAGCUAGAGAGAGUGAAGGUUCAGCACAACCAGAAACUGGACCAGCUGGAGAAGAGCCAGGAGACUUUGCUACAGAUGCGUCUGGAAGUGCAGGUGGUGGAGAAGGAGCUGCAGGAGCAGCAGGCAGAGCAGGAGAGGCACAGAAGGCUGCAGGAGCAGGAUAUCCUCACAUUGAAAGAGCAGACUAAUGCCGCAGCCAUAGAGAGGAGCAGCCUGCUAGAGCAGUGCACCAGCCUGGAGGCCCGCCGCUCACAUGCUCAGAGAUGUCAGGAAACAGCAGAGGAGGGGGUGCGGAAAACAGAGGCAGAGUUGCUGAAACUGCAGGCAGAGCUGGCCAGGCUGAAGCAGGAGCACAGACAUGCCCAGAGUAUUCGAGAAGACCUCACCAGAGAUGCGGCCACAACCCAGAAACAGCUAGAAGAGAAAUCUAAGGAUCUGAAUAAACUAAAGGAAGAUGUUGCACACUCAACAAUUCAGCUAGAGAAAAUUAGAAAGGAGGUAGAAGAUGCUCGGCAAGAGCAGGAUGACUUUGUGAAGCAGCAGCAGCACCAGAAGGCUGUGAUGCAGGACAAAAUCCAGAGGAGACAACAAAGAAUAGACAAACUGGAACAGCAGCUGAAGGAGAUUGAGGCAUCUGUGGAAAAGAAAGAGAUGCAAUUUGAGCGACAGGAGGAGCGCCUGAUGAUCCAACAGCAGCAGAGUUUAGAGUUGGAGGAGCUACAGAGACAGCAACAGAAGAAGUUGCAGUCCCAGCUGCAGGCACUAGAGGAAGCUCUGUCAAAGCGAGUGGAGAAGAUGGAGCAGGUCACACUUGCUGUGGAGGAGCUAGAAGAGCAGCGACGCUUCUUGUUGGCAGAUCAGCAGCAGUGUGCUUUACUGCAGGACAGAGUAGCACAGCUGGAGCAAGACCUGGCUGAGAGUGAGGCUAGGCUAUGUGCCAGCACAGAGGAGCAAAGAGAAGCAAAGGAGGAACUUGAGACAUGCCGCUCUGACAUCCAGAUUCUUCAAGGAACUCUAACCAGUGAGAGGGAGCGUGCAGAGGCCCUGAUAAGCCGCAGUCUCUCUGACACUCAGCAGGCUGAGCUAUGGAGUUGGGGAGAGGGGGAGAGUGACAUGCAAGAGAUUAAGGACACUGUGCGUUCCCUGAGGGCUGAAGUACAGGCAGAACUGGACAGUGGUUUGAAAAAGCUGGAGUUGCAGCCCAUGACCACUUCAGACAUGGACGAUGAUGAGGAGAACCACACAUCAGCUACACUGAAUAUGGGAAAAGCAGCCUACAGCACCAGAGAUGAGCAGUGGCGAGGAGAAGUGCUGAGAGAGAAGCUGAAGCAACAUGAAGAUAAUCUGAAGGCACAGCUUCGCAGAUCCAUGUUCUCUCAGCAGGAGGCACUGAGUCUGCGCAGGCAGCAGACCGAGGGAAGCAUCCAGGGCCUGCGCAGACGAGUCGACAAGCUGGACCAGCUACUGACCAAGUCUGGCCAUGAUUUCCCUUACCUGAGUGACUCCAAAUAUGUGUGUUCAGACACUGAGAGGUGGUGGCAGGAGAGGGACAGACAGCGCUCCUUAAGUCCGAUUAGGCUGGACCCCACCAUUCCUGAGAAAGACCAAACACACAUGCUGAGCCAAGUGCAUUAAAGCCAAAACCUUCACUCUGGUUGGUACUGAAGCCAAGUCCCUGCGUGAAGGAGAUUCCCAGCUGUCAGCCUACAGAAAUGAUGUUGUGUCUAGGCGCGUCUGUGAGUACAUGAGGAGGGUAAAUCUGAAGGUGCAAAUAUUUUGGAUUUAUUUAGGUUUACUACCUCAGAGCCAAAAACAGUCAUUGUUCCUUUUUUUGCUUGAGUGUGAAGUUUAUACGAUUUUGUAAAUAAUAUUUUUUUUAAAUAAUUUUUGAUAAAACAAUGUGCCUCAUACACAGUGAUGUGAAAAAGUAUUUGCCCCAUCCUGAUUUCUUCUGUUUUUGUGUAUAUCUCAUACUAAAUAGUUUUAAAUCUUCAAACGAAAUACAACAUAAAACAAAGGCAACCUGAGUAAACACACAAUGCAGUUUUUAUUUAUUUUAUUUUUUUUGUUGUUGAAGCAAAAAAAGAUAUCCAACACCUAUCACCCAUGGGAAAAACUAAUUGCCCCUUUAAACUUAAAAUCUGGUUGUGCCACCUUUAGCAGCACUAACUGCCACCAAACGCUUUCGAUAACUGGAGAUCAGUCUCUCACAGUGCUGUGAUGGAAUUUUGGCCCACUAUACUUUGCAGAACUGCUUUAGUUUGGGUCCUGCUUCCGCAUCUCACUUGGUUCAAGUCAGGACUUUGAUUAGGCCACUCCAAAACUUUAAUUUAGCUUUUUUUUAACCAUUAAGAGAUGGAUUUACUCCUAAGCUUUGGAUCAUUGUCUUGCAGUUGAGUUUCUGAACUGACUGAAGACCGAACAUUCUCCUUUAGGAUUUUCUGGUAGAGAGCAGAAUUCAUGUUUCCCUCAAUUAUUACAAGUUUCCCAGGCCCUGAAGCAGCAAAGCAUCCCCAUACCAUCACACUUCCACCACCAUGCUUGACUGUAGGUAUGAUGUUCUUUUUGUGGAAUUCUGUGUUUGGUUUACGCCAGAUGUAACGGGACCCCUGUCUUCCAAACAGUUCCACUUUCCAAUCAUCAAUCCACAGAACAAUCAAUCCAUUCUCCCAAAAGAUUUGAGGAUCAAGGUGUGUUUUGGCAAAAUUCAGACAAGCCUUAAUGUUGUUCUGGGUUAGCAGUGGUUUUCACCUCGCCACUCUUCCAUGGAUGCCAUUUUUGCCCAGUGUCUUUCUGAUAGUGGAGUCAUGAACAGUGAGAUGCAAGAGAGGCCUGUAGUUCCUUCGACGUUGUCCUUGACUCUUUUGUGACUUGCUGGAUGAGUCGUCAUUGUCCGAUUGGAGGAAUUUUGGAAGGUCUGCCACUUCUGAGAAGGUUCACUACUAUCCUGAAUUUUUCCAUUUGGAGAUAAUGGCUUUCACUGUGGUUCUUCGGAGUUCUAGAGGACCUUUUUUUCAACUUUGGCAUAAUGUGUUACCGUGUAAGACCUUUUUACUAACUUCGUGCUGUUGGAAAAAGUUCUAUUUAAGUGUUGAUUUGAUUGAACAGGGUUUGCAGUUAUCAGGCCUGAUUGUGUCUAGUCCAGCUGAACCCCAUUAUGAAUGCAAUUUCAUAGAUUUUGGGAAUUAGUAACUACGGGGGCAAAUAAAUUUUCACACAGGCGUAGGUUUUCACCAGUAGGUAUUGGAUCACGUUUAUGCUUCAAUAACUAGCAUUAUCACUUAAAAACUGUAUUUUGUGUUUGCUCUGGUUGCCUUUGUUUUAUUUUUGAUUUUGUUUUAAUUUCUGAAGCUAUUUAGUAUGAGACAUACACAAAAACAGAAGAAAUCAGGAUGGGGCAAAUAAUUUUUCACAGCACUAUCACUGUGGUAUAUGCGACUGGAUUGAAUCUAUAAUGUACAUUCAGUAUUGAGCCAUGACUGGAGAUGUAAUGCCUUUUUACUAUUUUAUACACGCCUAUGAAAGUCCACUCCUUUUACCACAAAGUAAAAUAUUUAUUACAGCACUUAAUUUUAUAUGCAUAAUUGUUACUUAAAUGACACUUGUGUGCAAUAAAAUUAGUUAUUUAAA
This is a messenger RNA of Ictalurus furcatus (blue catfish), 9337 nucleotides long. RefSeq names its product centriolin (gene cntrl). NCBI's taxonomy places the organism in Eukaryota, Metazoa, Chordata, Actinopteri, Siluriformes, Ictaluridae. Gene Ontology annotation, molecular function: protein binding. The record is from RefSeq and is a predicted model, not a curated record. The transcript has 43 exons. The coding region runs from base 689 to 7342 and encodes 2217 amino acids.